CUUGCAAUCACCUCUCCAUCGUCAUCCCUCUCUUCCUACACUAUUUAACUCCGCCCUCCAUCCACCCUACCGUACGUCCAAUUAAUAUUGUCCAAAUAAAUUUCUCACUGACAUAGAUCGAUCGAGAACAUCAUGGCAUCAAGACAAUCGGCGAAGACGGAGAGGGCUGAAGCCGAAGCCCGGAGGGCUGCGGACGAGCUCAGUGAAGUCAAUAAAGAAAAAAGAGAGAGCCGAGCAAUAAAGCUGGAAACUGGUCAUCCCGCCGCAGGAUACACCACCACCCACCGAGAAGAGGAGGAGAGGAAGCCCGGCGUCAUCGGCAGCUUGAUCAAGUCAGUCCAAGGUACUCUGGGUCAUGCAAAGGACGCCGUCACGGGAAAAGCCAGCGACACUGCGGAGGCUACCAAGGAAACGGCGGAGCAAGCGGCUCAGAAGGCCAAGGAGACGAAAGAUUCCGCCGUUGGGAAGACCCAGAGUGCCGCUGAGCAGGCUAAGCAGAAAGCCGCGGAGGCAAAGGAUGCCACCACGGAAAAGGUCGCGGAGUACCGGGAUUACACCGCUGAAAAAGCGAAGGAAAUGAAGGACGGUACGGUCCAGAAGGCGGGAGAAUAUAAAGAAUAUGCGGCAGAUAAGGCGAAACAAACAACCGAUGCGACGGCUGAGAAAUUAAGAGAAGCUAAAGACAGGACAGUGGAGAAAGCGGGGGAGUACAAAGAUUACACAGCUGAGAAAGCAAAGGAAAUGAAGGACGGCACCGUCCAGAAGGCGGGAGAAUACAAAGAUUACGCAGCCGAUAAGGCGAAACAAACAACCGAUGCCACGGCUGACAAAGCAAAAGAAGCUAAAGACAUGACAAUGGGGAAAGCAGGGGAGUACAAAGAUUACACGGCCCAGAAAGCAGGAGCAGCUAAAGACCAGACGGCGGAGAAGGCGGGGGAGUAUAAGGAUUACACAGCCGAGAAAGCCAGAGAAGGAAAGGACACGACGGUUGGCAAGCUGGGUGAGCUGAAGGACUCGGCCGCUGACGCUGCUAAGCGGGCUAUGGGUUUCUUAACGGGAAAGAAAGAUGAAGCUGUGCAGAAGGCGGAGGAGACUGGUCACGCGGUCCGGGAGAAGACGGAAGAGACCGGGCAUGCCGCCAGGCAGACAGCAGAGGAGACCGGGCAAGCCGCCAAGGAAAAGAUGUAUGACAGCAAGGAAGAUGUAAGGAGGAGAAUGGAAGACACUCAUCUCAAAGACGAGUAUAACCUUCAGGAUGAAGGUCGUUGGAGGGAUGACAUUGGGAGGUUAGUUUUCACCUAUCUACAAUAUAAUAUUACUCCGUAAUUAGCUCCAUCACUUUCUUGUCAAAAUUGUUUUCUUUGAUUCUCAAAAUAAUUCAUAUUUUGAGAAGAAAAUAUACUAGUACUGUAACAUUUAUGAUCGGGAUUCAAAUUGAUUUGGUCAGGGAAAGUGUGGGAAAGAGUGGGGAAGGAGGAGGGUUGUUUGCCGGAAUGAAGGACAAGCUUCUGGGUACGACCGGGCCGAAGCACGGCGACGAGAAACCAGCAGCAGGGGAACCGAGAAUCACUCGGGUGGUGGUGGACGUGGAUGAGACGCCGGCGGGAAAAACAGCAGCGACUUUGAAGGCGAGUGAUCAGAUGACGGGGCAGACAUUUAACGACGUUGGCCGUCUCGAUGAAGAAGGGAUCGCACAAUGGAGUCCUUAAUUAAGCUACGUAGCUAAUACUAUACGUUCGGUUGGUUCUUAUGAUUUCCUAUCGGUUAGCUGCUCUGCUUCUGUUCAAAUUAAACUUGUUGUGAUCUUUUUUCUUUCUUUAUAAUUCAAUAAUAAUGUGAUGUAUGUACCUCGGCUUAUGUUUACUCCGUAUAUGUAUAUGGAUCCGUAAUGUAAUCGUUAAUUAGUUGAGCGAUAUAUUUUGAUGGUUCAAUUUCACUUUCAACCCAAAG
Molecule: messenger RNA, 1950 nt
Organism: Cuscuta europaea
Lineage: Eukaryota; Viridiplantae; Streptophyta; Magnoliopsida; Solanales; Convolvulaceae
Source: the annotation of a GenBank genome assembly